UCCGUAUGUGCUGUCGGAAGUGCGCAGUCGUUCCUCUCUCUCCAUUGGAUCAGGCCCUUGCCACUCUGUUUCCGGCAUGCAAGCCACGGAAUGCCCAUGUGUAUGUCUCUCCCAUUCCUCUGUACUGUGCUCAGCGACCGUCGUCAUACGGGCAGCCUGGAGCAGGGUCGGCCACGGGAGGAGAGAGGACUGCCAUGAUGAAGAAUAAGCGCUCGCUGCUGAGGAAGACAUCUAGCCUUUAGAUGAGUUUAUUCAUUUGUAUCUCAUCGAACCGUGCAGCAUUCGGAAUGACACUCACAGCGAUCUGCGUAUUUUUUGGUUUCACCCGACGCUGUGGACCGCAAGGGGGAUAUGUGCCUGACUUGUCUUGAUAGCCAUUUUUUGCAGACAAAGAGCGCUGUUGAGUAAGGCUUUCUGAGAGACGUACGGUGAUUAGCACGCAGUAGGCUAAAACACUAGCCCGCAUGGAAAACCUGAGCAUUCUUCCAAAGAUGGAGCUGAUUUGCCUCACAAUUCCAGUUCCUCCUGGACGAAUGACAGAAGGCUGCGAACCUCGUGCAACACAAUCAGCCACCAGCCAAAUGUUGGUAAAUCUAGUUUGUGGCCGGUUAGGAUUGUACGUACCCAGCCAUAUUGGCAAGUCCUGAGGGGCUCCUAUUGAUGGACGCGGUGGGCAAGAUGUGGAGCAACCUGCGAAGCAAAUGCCACACCCUGUUCCACAGCGACGGCUCCGGUGCGGCCUGCGACGGCGUCGAGGCGGACGCCGUCCACUGCGUGGUGGACCUCUGCCCCGGAGGCGGUCCGGGGGAGCCCCAGGCUUCCGCGGCCCCCAGCCCGUCCAGGAGCAUCCUCCCGCUCCCCCUGGUCACCGCCGGGCGGAGACACCACCACAACUGUGUGUCCGACGUGCCCCAGUUCGUGGAGAUCACCGUCGACAAGGACACGGAGGACGUGCGCGGCGGCGGCGCGACGGGGGUCCCCAUGGCCCGUCGAGACUCCUACUCCCGACACGCUCCGUGGGGGGGCAAGAAAAAACACUCGUGCUCCACCAAGACACAGAGCUCCCUGGAGGCGGACCGGCGGUCGGCCAGGUCGCGGGGCGGCGGGGUGCGGCGCGACCGGCGCUACGGCGUCAGCUCCAUCCAGGAGGUCGGGGACUGUGCGCUGGGGGGGCGGAGCCUCAGCGCCCGCUCGCUGCGGCAGCGGCUCAGCGACACGGUGGGCCUCUGCCUGCCGCUCCCGGCCCGCCGCCGCCACCCGUCCAAAGCCCCCGUCGUGUCCAAGCGCAAGAUCCACCUGACGGAGCUCAUGCUGGAGACCUGCCCCUUCCCGCCCGGCUCGGACCUGGCCCACAAGUGGCACCUCAUCAAGCAGCACACGGCGCCCGUCAGCCCGCAUUCCUCCAGCGCCCUGCUGGACGCCUUCGACCCGGCCCACCCCUCCCCCGAGGACGAGGAGGAGCGUCUGCGCGAGCGCCGCCGGCAGAGCAUCGAGGAGGGCGUGGACCCGCCGCCCAACGCCCAGAUCCACACGCUGGAGGCCUCGCCGUCGGGCUCCUCCCUCUAUAAACUGGGACCAAAGAUGGCGCCUGGCGUCGGAGAGGGCUCGGGGGAGGGGGUGGCGGGGCCCUCGGGGGCCUGCGGGCCGGUGCCGGCCACGGCCAUGGCCUCGGCCCAGGACUGUGACUCUGAGGAGGACUCGACCACCCUGUGUCUGCAGGCCCGCAGGCCCAAGCAGAGACACGGCUCCGGGGAAGGCCGGCAGCAGCAGCAGCUGCAGCCGGGGCCCUGGAAGGUCCACACCCAGAUCGACUAUAUCCACUGUCUGGUGCCGGACCUGCUGCAGAUCACGUCGUUGCCCUGCUACUGGGGCGUGAUGGACCGCUACCAGGCUGAGGCGCUGCUGGACGGCCGGCCCGAGGGCACCUUCCUGCUGCGGGACUCCGCCCAAGAAGACUACCUCUUCUCCGUCAGCUUCCGCCGCUACAACCGCUCGCUGCACGCCCGCAUCGAGCAGUGGAACCACAACUUCAGCUUUGACGCCCACGACCCGUGCGUGUUCCACUCGUCCACCGUGACGGGCCUGCUGGAGCACUACAAGGACCCCAGCGCCUGCAUGUUCUUUGAGCCGCUGCUGACGGCGCCGCUCCACCGGACCUUCCCCUUCAGCCUGCAGCACCUGGCCCGCGCCGCCAUCUGCCGCCGGAGCACGUACGACGGCAUCGGCGGGCUGCCGCUGCCCCCGGCGCUGCAGGACUUCCUCAAGGAGUACCAUUACAAACAGAAGGUGCGCGUGCGCUGGCUGGAGCGGGAGCCGCCCCUCAAGCUCAAGUAGCGCCGCGGGGCACGCACGCACGCGCACGCACGCUGGGAGGAAGUACAAAACUCUUUGAACAGAUCCCCCCCCCCACCCCCCCGUCAGCCAAUCAGGAGUGGCGGCACAGCCGCCCUCCGCUGAAAUGGCAGUGGAUGAACGGAGUCUAGGUGAAAACAAGCUAUACAAGAUUCAUUCUAAUCUUUAUUUUAGUUAUUAACAUCACAGAGUAAAAAUGACACAUGAUUAUAUUCAGUAUAACGCUGUCUGGCAAGCGUGUUUUUUGUUGAACAGGUUAUUUUGACUGGGAGGGAGGCCGCAAAUAUCAGCACUUUGUAUUUUUCUCUGGUUAGUUUAUUUUAAUUUUGUCUGCCUGAUUUCCCCCAUCGUCCGCCUGCCUGUAGACCUACCUGCCUGCAUGCAAGCCCACAUUCUCGUCGGCUCCCCACAUGGUUAGCCUCGUUGUACAGAUCACUUUGUGCUUUCCUUUCCAUUCCCCCCCCCCCUUGCUUCUACCAUGUUCUUGGUCUGGACGGGACGGUGUGUCGGUUGGAGAACGCCGUCCAGUGGUGCACUUCACAAAAAAAAACUGCAGUCCGAGUGUAGAUCUGUGCACUUUGCAUAUGUAUUUGUACUGUGCCUCUCCGCUCUCUCCUUGGUACACGGUGGUAUCCUCCAAGCCAGGGAUUUUCUUCUGAGGUUCGGUGGCCAGCACAGAGCACUAACAUUACAGUAGAGCAGCAGUUAUUGGGGGGGGGACAAUGCGACAAAGUAGUUCAUUCCAUAGGAACAACAACUUUGACUCGAUCAGCAACUAGGAAAACAAAACACUGGCUACAGGCACUUUAACUCUUUGCUGGGGGUUGGGCGAUGUUAACCGAGUCAAACAUCACUUUACAACAAUAACUGACGCCACAAGGCCAUGUGAUGGUUUGUAAAUGGGCUAUUCUACAAUAUGGGUUGUGAACAUGGAAUGGGUGUCGGUGUGUCCCUAAUAUUUUUCUAUUGCUUUCUAGCACUAUGGUUUAAGCAUUGGCUAAAUGUUUAGUACCAUAGUAAGAAAAUGUAUAUAGCAUGACCAGCUACAACAUAUUUUUACUGGAAAUAUACCAUAAGACCAAGAACAUCUGAGCAAUGUUCAAAUAUCUGAAUAAUCCAUCCAUGUGUCGCCCAGCUCUGUGCUUACAGUUGUGUACUCGCACAUGCACACAAUCAAUAAUCCCCUCCAGAGAUAUUGUUCACCAGUCCUACCACAUUGUGGACUUCUGCUCUAGCCAGAGGCAAGAGUCAAAUGUUACUUCAAACGGGACUGUGUGUUGAAAAAUGCACUUCUCCCGCUUCCAACGCUCAUAUCUCUGUAUGGAGUCACUCUGGUGCUACAAAAAGGCUUCUGGUGGUGCGUUCCCCCUUUUUUAAAACAUGGAAACCAAUCUUGUGUAGGCAAAAUGUAGACCCUCAUAUGGAUUAUCUUGUAAUGUUACAGACAGAUUGCUACUUAAAUGCAUAGAGCCGUUUAAUGAUUCAGUGGCUUUCAUAUUAACACUUAAAACGUGUCUCACUUUAAAGAGCCCUUAAAUGAUAGUGAAGCCCAUUAGUGGAAACUGGCAUCCCUCUUAUCUGGGACUUUAUUACUGAUUUUUAUUUAUUUUGUAUAAUUUCUAUUUUUUUGUCGAUUGUUUUGAAAAGUUUAAGAAAUUUACAGAUUGUAGUUGAGUUGCAUCGUGCGAGCAUUGACUCAACCCUCGUUUCCCCUCACAUCUGGCCAUGAUUUUCACCCUGUAUGCUGAUCAGAACCCCAUUGAGACAAACGGACUCAAGGCCCGCUCAGCCCAUUCAUCCGCUCGCUGUGCUUUUGUUAGUUGUGCUACACCAGAGGGAACAAGUACCAACCUAACCCCUGUGCCUUGAGAACUGAGCGCAGUUGCGCUGCGUCCAGCUGUGUGUUAGUCCAGAGCUGGGGCAGGACAUGCUCCACCGAGCCCCAACUAGAUGGUAGAGCGUGUGUGUUGGUGGGAGGAGGGUGCUAGCUCUGAGCUCAUCAUUUUAUCUAUGGUGCACACUUUUUUAUAUAUAUAUAUAUAUAUAUAUAUAUAUAUAUAUAUAUAUAUAUAUAUAUAUAUAUAUAUAUAUAUAUAUAUAUAUAUAUAUAUAUAUAUAUAUAUAUAUAUAUAUAUAUAUAUAUAUAUGGAACAACAAUAAUUAAGUGGUGCUAUGUUUUUUUGUUUUUGUUUUUGAAGCUUAGGAGAUUUUUAUGUCAAGGUUUGACAUUGUAUUCCAACCAUUUUUCUCUGUCGUUCAACUGCACAUUUCUACUAUUGAGUUCAAGGUGAUACCAGGAGAGGGCAAAUUGGUCUUCUUCAGUGGACGGGCUACCAAUAAUAAAUGGAAUCAGUGAGCAACUAAUUAAACCAUCAGUACAUUUAUUCCCCUUUCAGAUCGAGCAUUUAAAUAUGAGGUCGAGCUAAGAUGCACUCACCACUUUCUGAACGGUACAGGUGGUACAGGCCACCACACACUGAACCUACAUUGCCCCGCCCCCCGGCCUUCCAGCGGAGUCCGCACAGCACACGGCAACAAUGCCAUUUUCCUGAACUUCCACCUGUCUGGUAGUGCUUCGAGUAAAGCACUACCAGUCACCCUCCUAACCCACAGCCCCACCCAGCCCUCCCUGGCAGAGUCCCACCCACCCACACCCGCCAGUGCUAAUCGCAGGCUAAAUUUACCUCUGGGCGAUCUAAAUUUACCAGGUGCUAAAAAGGCCACUCUGUGUUGCGUAAUAGGUGCUGACUGAGUCUUUGGUAAAGGAGAAGGGACUAAAUUUUUUUCUGCCCCGUACCUCUCCCUACUCCUCCUGUUCGCGUUCCUCCACGCCAUAAUCACAUUAUACCUGUGGUGACGAUGGGGUGCGGAGCUGGUUGUUUUUGCACCAAAACUGAAUGGCAUAUAGGCUUACCAUAGAAGAAAUGAGCGCAAGAGGGAGAGCGAGAAAGAGAGAGAGAGAGAGGGUCUUCAGAGCUGGACUGAGGCCUGGCUUACAGUAGUUCUCAGCGUUAGUUGAAGUAAAUGGCACUUUAAAUGGAUUGUUUUUGCAUCGGGUAUGGUUGCUUGAGGUGGAGUAAGGAGGUGUACUACGUGAGCCAGGUGGAGUCUCGGAUGAGAGACGUCGGUCUCUUGAUGAGUUAGUGGGGUGACGUGAAGCGACGCUGAUGACCUUGUCAGAUGUCAGAUGUUAUUUAUCCGUGAGCGUGUGUGUCUGAACGGACAGAGCCACAUGAUGAUGAUGAGGAGGAGGAAGGGGUGUUUUGAUGGACAGCCUGUUUAGUGAUAGAUCCGCUGGAUCCUGGUCGUCAAGGCCCCUCUCCUCCGGCCCAGGGGGCAGGUGUUGAGUCGGCCCCCCUCUGGCCUCUUUUCCCCAUGGGAAACAACGUACGCGUACCACGUGUGUGUGAUGUAGCACCAUUUCUAGUGUGAAUAAUGUUUUUUGUCUGGCGGAGGGAUUUAUUUUUAUUUUGCAUACAUUUUUUGUUUGCACCCUUGAACAAGUGUCAUCGAAAAGAGUAUCGCACACAUCCUCAUGCAUCAGUUAGGAGUGUAUGUGUGUGUGUGUAAGUGUGUGUGUGUGUGUACAUGGAUCACGUAACGCCAGCACCGCCUCUCAAUGUGACUCAACCCACCACCACCACCACCACCACCUGAGAAACUGUUGAAACUGACACCCUUCAACCACUCCCCACUAUGGGAAAGACAAAGGAUGGGUGUUUACAUUUAUGAUCUAUGUUCUUGUGCGGGGGGGGGGGGUAGUUUGCAAUUUAACUAUUUUAAACUUGUGUUGUUAGAACCACACUUAUUUUAGCUGCACUAUGAGCGCCUCGCUGGUGGCAGGGUCUGGGCGGGGCGGGAGUCUCGUAAACUCCCCCUAUUUUCCUCCUCCCUCCCCCACUAUGACUCACGGUUUCAGCUGCUCGGAGGACAGAAAAAAAAACGAGACUAAUUAUUUUAAAGACAAAUUUUAUUCUUUCCCAUAUAUAUAUUUCUUUUGGAAAGCUGGGAUAAGUGCUAUAUGCAAACAUUAAAAUAAUGUGAUGUAUGACUUAAAAGGUAAAAUAAAAUAUUAUUUUUCAUUAUUACUUCUCCCUAAUAUGCAAUGGAGUGGACUCUUGACAAAAUGGUUGCAAUCCUCUGUCACUUUAAAAUGCUGUAUGUGCACAUUGGUUGCUGUGUGGAUGCGGGUGUUGAGGCGACGGCAAAGAUGGCAACCAACUAACGGUUGUCAUUCUCCAGCGCCUCACUUGUGUUCCCGGGCCGCCUUAUUCCUUAUUUGUUCUGACCAAUCAGGAAGGACCCUCGUGAACCCCUCCCACCCGACCCACCCACCCUCACCACCACCCCCUCCAAUGGGGGCAGCAGCCCCACCUCCACGGGCCAACCGAACACUCUUGUCAGAUGAAUAUCACUGUUCCAUUUUGCUUCUCUCUCUCUAUCCCUGACUCCUUCCUUCCUCUUACUUUGCUUUUCUUUAGCCCUGUUUCUACCGUUUCCUCCUGCUGACCACGAGGGUUUGGAGAGUGUAAAUUACGUUAUCAUGUUCACGUUUCACCGUUUAUGUUCUGUAUCUCUGUGCUUCAUCCACCACCACCUCCCCCUCCACUUCAAAAAAAGUAGAAGCAAAAUCACUUUUUGGUUUCCCCGGAGUAUAACCUGUUCAUUUUAAAGAGCCGUAUGAUGGGACACUUGUAGCUGUCACUAUUGGUGCUUGGCUUACGCUUCAUUGUCUUAAUAUUCCAAAUAAAACUUUAAGUGUA
Molecule: messenger RNA, 7115 nt
Organism: Gadus macrocephalus (Pacific cod)
Lineage: Eukaryota; Metazoa; Chordata; Actinopteri; Gadiformes; Gadidae
Gene: socs5b
Product: suppressor of cytokine signaling 5b
Exons: 3
Coding region: 661-2334 (557 amino acids)
Biological process (GO): phosphatidylinositol phosphate biosynthetic process; intracellular signal transduction
Cellular component (GO): phosphatidylinositol 3-kinase complex
Molecular function (GO): 1-phosphatidylinositol-3-kinase regulator activity
Source: RefSeq, a predicted model, not a curated record